CGACUUCCAAUCAUGUUAUUAAAGUCAGUUGAGAAAGAAAACGAGAAUUUUUAAACAGUAUUUUUUUUCUUUAGUAAAUUGCACAAAAAAAACAUGAAUAUCAAAUUACUAAUUAUUCUUAUCGUUAUUGUUUUUAUAAAUGCGAAUCCAUGGACAUGUAUUUUAAGACUAAUGCUACAACUCAUGACACGUGGAAUUAAAGAAAUAACAAAUUCAGAGAAUGAAAAUUUUGCAAAAAUUGUUGGUGGUAUAAGAGCAAAAAUUUCCGAUGUACCAUAUCAAUUGUCAGUGAGAAUAUAUGGAAGUCAUUUUUGUGGUGCUAGUAUUAUACAUCAUAAAUGGGCCUUAUCGGCUGCUCAUUGUUUUCCUGAUUAUGUAAUCAUUAAUCAUGUACGGAUUCAUAGUGGUACUGAGGAAUUAAGAAAAUAUGGAUAUCUUCAUACAAUUGAUUUUUUAAUUAUGCACAAAAAUUUUAAUAUGAAAAUAGAGAGAAAAACAACACUUUUAAAUGAUAUUGCACUUAUUAAAGUAAAAAAGGAUUUUUUAUACAUCAACAAAAGACGAAUACCAAUUCCAAUAAAUACUGAUGAAACAUUAUUAAAACCAGGUUCGAUUGGUCUUAUUUCAGGAUGGGGAAGUUUAAGGGAAACAAGUUCAGUUUUACCGAAUUUUCUACAAAAAGCAAAUGUACCAAUAGUCGCACGUAAUAAAUGUGAGCAAAAUUUGGGUUAUCGAAUUCCACGUGAACAAAUUUGUGCUGGAUUUGUAAAAGGAGGAAUCGAUGCAUGCCAGGGUGAUUCUGGUGGACCUUUUCAACUUAAUGGGAAACUUGUGGGAAUAACUUCCUGGGGUAUUGGAUGUGGUCGUCCCUAUCUUCCCGGAGUAUACACUAAUGUUGCAUUUUAUCGUGAUUGGAUUAAAGAAAACGCGGGUAUUUAAAUAAAGAUAAUUAUAGAUUUUCUGUCAAAAAUGAUAAAAAAUAAUGUAAAUUCAUCAUUAAAAAAGUUAUUUUUAAUUAGUGAGAUCAUUGUUUCGAAUUCGUAAUUUGAUAAUGCUUAUGGUAAUAAUUUUGUUUUAUGACUGUUUGUUAUGGGCGCUUAACACGACAAUGGUUAAUUUGUAGAUAAGUCAAUUUCUAUAACGAACACAAUGGGGAAUACAAUACAAUUUGUAUAAAUUAACUAAAAUAAUAUAAUAUAAAAAGGUUCUUUUGUUUGAAUUUAUAAAUUAAAAAGGAAAAUUUCCCCCCCAAAUAAAAAAUCCCAAGUGAGAGAAGUAUAAGGACGACAGAGAGUAAAAAUUUGCAGUUUUUCAAACACAAAAUCGAGAUAGAACGUGGACCAAUAGUGAAAACCCUUUAAAACGUUCCCCGCGGUGAAAUAAAUUGACGCUCGCGUGUUUACACGUCGGCGAAAUUAAAAUUCCUCAAGUGUAGCAAAGCUGAGUCGACAACGGAAAGAGGCGAGAAGGAGAGAAAAGAGAGACCUUGCCUGUACGAGCGGGAGCCCUCGAAGUAGAGUUGUGUUUAAUUAAUGACCAGACUAAUUAAAAGCCCAAAGAAAAAUAUAACAGCUCACACUGGUACCGCGCGUUGUAAGAGCGCUUUAAAGCACUCGUUCAGUGUGUUAAUUCAUAAAAGCAGCAAAAGCGGCUAAUAACUUCACUCUCUUCAGUGGCCCGUUCGACUAUAUACUUUUAUAUAUAUAUAUAUAUACAUAACAGGUCUGUUUUAUUUU
This is a messenger RNA of Leptopilina boulardi, 1736 nucleotides long. RefSeq names its product trypsin-like. Gene Ontology annotation, biological process: proteolysis. The record is from RefSeq and is a predicted model, not a curated record. The transcript is spliced from 2 exons. Lineage: Eukaryota; Metazoa; Arthropoda; Insecta; Hymenoptera; Figitidae. Bases 94 to 939 code for a protein of 281 amino acids. Gene Ontology annotation, molecular function: serine-type endopeptidase activity.